Aphanomyces astaci is the source of this 1716-nucleotide messenger RNA. RefSeq lists its product as hypothetical. Lineage: Eukaryota; Oomycota; Saprolegniomycetes; Saprolegniales; Verrucalvaceae. Gene Ontology annotation, biological process: regulation of DNA-templated transcription. The record is from RefSeq and is a predicted model, not a curated record. Gene Ontology annotation, cellular component: nucleus. The coding region runs from base 135 to 1622 and encodes 495 amino acids. The transcript has 6 exons.
GUUUUCGCCGUACAUCAUUGGCCAAAUAUACGUCGUUCCCUGCCCACGUCACGUCGAGCGAAGGCUUCUGGCGAAUGGAAGAGUGGCCAAGCGAAGAACUUCAUCUGUAGUCGAGCACCCCCCAACAUUGGUUGAUGAGCAAAAAGAUGAAACCUGCCCUUGAAAUCUUGCUCGAGCGCGAACGAGAGCGCAUGCAACAACGACAAGAAAUGGAAGAUAUGAUGCAGCACUCUGAUCUCUUGCGAAGCAUCAGCAACGUCCAUCCGACGACGCUUCCUGACCCACGAUCCAGUGGCGCGAACCACCACCAACCACCGCAGGGAGGCCUACUGCCGCCUCCGACGAAAAAGCGGCGUGUAGACACCCUCCAGCAGUAUCCUUCUUCCGCAAUCGCCGCCCCCGCCUCCAGUCCUUCCACAUCGGGCUCCAUCACGUCAACACCAGGACAUACUCCCACGAGUACACACGACGGCCCGUCGCCUGCCGCGACGUCCACGCCACCCAUGCCAAGGAAGGCGUGCAAUUGCAAAAAGUCCAAUUGCCUCAAGCUGUACUGCGAGUGUUUUCAACAAGGGUCGAUGUGCGGCAGCGACUGCAAUUGCCAAGGGUGCCACAACAGCCUCGACUUUGAAAACCAACGGCAACGCGCCAUCCGCGUCGUCCUCGAGCGCAACCCCGUCGCCUUCCUUCCCAAGGUGUCCACGGGGGCCAACUCGGUCGCUACGACAAAGUACUUUCGCGGGUGUCGAUGUCGACGCAGUGGAUGCUUGAAGAAAUACUGCGAAUGUUUCCAAGCUGGCGUCAAGUGCGGCACGUUGUGUCGUUGUCAGAUGUGUAAAAACUGCAACUCCGAUGCUACCAGCGACCACCACCACCCUCCCCAAGUGCCACGUCAGCAUGACCACCAUCCUCCUCCUCCUCACGCUCCCGACCAGCGCGACAUCCUUCGUCCUCCUCCCCAUCAUGCGAUGCACGCCGCGGACGCGCCUGCUGCUGCUGCUUCUUUGUCCUCUUCCCGCCGCGUAGUUUCAACCAUGCCGCCGUCGUUCCCUCCAUCAUCGACGUACACGACCAAAGCGUCCAAGCCCCACGUGCUGUCACAUGCCAAGCGCAAACUCGUAGAUCCAUCCAAGUACAUGGAACUUCCGGCCGUGGCGGGGGGCCGACCCGCCAGCUCCCGCCUCUUGAAGCCCCAAGUGUCGUCGCGCCUGUACCCGCUUGAGACGAGCCUCGCCACGGACGCGUCCGUCCAAAAGAUCUGCCUCGCGCUGGUGCAUGCCGCCUGCGUCGACGACAAACUCCUUCCAUCUUCUUCGACCCCGCGGCCGCCGGUGAAUGGCGGCGGCGCGGCGUCGCGGGUCCCCAUGACGCCGUUCACAUCGCCCCUCAAGACUGCCAUCUCGCCGCCGUCGUUCCACUCGCCGUCCGUCGACGCGUUGUUGUGCAGCGAAGACAUGGAGUGCACGCCGCAAAAGGGCAGUGGCGGUAUGACUGGUGGAGAAGUGGACCAAGACAGACGCAGCGAACUGCAGGAGAAGGCCGUGCUCCAAGAGUUUAGCGUGUGGCUGCGAAACCUCGCCACUGCCAGCGUCAACCACGUGAUGCAACACUCGACGCCGUAGAGAGAGAUCGAUGUUGCUUGGAAAGAUGGAAAGUACUAGGAAGUUUAUUUAAGACCGCAAAUAGAUGAUGGCAAAAAAAGGACUCGUUGAGCAA